Messenger RNA from Plasmodium gallinaceum, 8949 nucleotides. RefSeq names its product conserved Plasmodium protein, unknown function. Bases 1 to 8949 code for a protein of 2982 amino acids. NCBI's taxonomy places the organism in Eukaryota, Apicomplexa, Aconoidasida, Haemosporida, Plasmodiidae. The transcript has a single exon. The record is from RefSeq and is a predicted model, not a curated record.
AUGAAUGAUAUUAACUCCCCACAUGUGUCAAGCAUUACUUUUAUUAAUAGUAAUGGUGUAAUAAUUACAACAGAAAUUAAAAAAUCAAAUAAAAAAAUGAAAGGAAACUUAAAUGAUGAAAGCAAUUAUGUUUUUUAUGAAAAAGAUUUAGAUCAUAUUAAAAAUGUUGUUCUUACUUUAAAGCCAUUUCAUAAAGAAUUUGAAGAUAAUGUAAUAUUUAGAAUUAAAAAAAGAGAAGAUAAAUAUCGCUGUGAAUGGGUUUUACUUCUUAAAACAAUUAAAGAAGGUAUAAAAAAUGAAAACAACAAAAAUUUCACAGAUAUAGAAGAAAAUGAAUGUGGAAGUGUUGAAAAAGAAGAAAUAGAAGAAAAAACAUUUGAAUGUAAUGAUAUAAAAGAUAUUAUGUUGAAAUAUGUAUAUUGUAUUACGUAUUUUGAUAAUUACAUUGGAAAUUUAAGAAAAAAAAUUGCAAAAAGUAGUUCUAAGAACGAUAAUUUUAUUAAUGAAUAUAUCAAGAUAAAUCAUGAUUUUGCGAAAAAUAAUUCGAAAAGUGAUUUUAUGAAUGAAUACUUGAAAAUUAAUGAUAAUUUAGAUAAUGAUAGAGAUGUUAGCUUUGAUAAUUUAUCUAAAAAUAAUAAAUUGCUAAUGAAUAAUAAUACCUAUAAUAGUUUAAAUGAACAAAAUUUUAAAUUUUCAACAAAUCUUAACAAUCAUAACAAUAAUAUAAUUAAUGAAAAUAUGAAUAAUAUUAAUUGUAAUAAAUAUAAUAAUAAUGAUAUUAAUAAUGAUUCCAAUAACAUAAGUAUAUUAAGAAAUUAUGAUAGUGUUGAUCACGAUUUAAAACAAAAAAUUGAUAAUAAAAAUUUGAUUAAAUACAAUUUCUGUGAUGUUGUAAAUAAUAAUUCUAAUUAUAAUACUAACUACAAUUCUCUACCCUAUAAAGUUGAUGAUUUUUACGAUUUAACUGAAGAUAAUUCAUUAAAAAGUUAUAAUGAUGAUCAUGUAAAAUUAUUUAAAAGAUUACUUUAUAAUAAUUGUAAUACAGAGGAGAAUAAAGCAUUAAAUGAUUUUAAUAAAAAUGUAAGUUUCAAUAAAUUAGGGAUGAAUGAUAAUUACUAUGGUUCACAUAAGAUAAAAGACGAAAUGACUAACUAUAACAAAAGAAAUUUAUUGAUGAAUAAUGAGAAUUCUUUGAUAGAUUUGAUUGAUUGUAAUAAGAAUACUACUAAUAAGAAAUCAAAAAACGAAAAUAAAUUUUUACAAAUUUUGGAAAAAAAUUUAAAUAUUUUAAAAUAUAAGAAACCAAACAUGUUUAUGAAUGAUGAAUCUUUACGAAAAGAACUAGUUCAAUUUUUAAAAGAUAAUGAACAUGGAAAAUUGAACGAUAAUAAAUUAGUUAAAAAUAAUAUAAAAGAUAUAUAUCAAACAGAAGCAAAAAAAAAUUCUUUUUAUCAAGAAAAUAUAAACAAUUUAAAAAAAAUAUCAUCAGGUACUUUAAAUUAUUUCACUAAAAAAAAUAACAAUAUGAAAUGUAAUUUUCAUCAGGAAAAUGUUAGCAUUAAUUCAUUAUCUAAUAAUUUUCUAGAUUUUUCUGGUACAUCUAUAAGUAGUGAAAAAAAUAUAAAUAUAUUUGAUGAAAAAAAUAGAAAAGUAGAAAAUAAUAACUUAAGUGAUAAAAAUGAUGAAAUUAAUAUAGAAUUAAUCAAAUUAUUUUUGAAAAGUCAAAUAAAAAAUAAUGAUAAUAGAAUCUUAAAUGAACAAACUAAGUUAAAUGAAAAUUUUCAAAAAUUACAAAAAAAAACUUAUUUAGAGCAAAGAAAGAACGAAGAUGAAACAAACACUAGUUUCCUUUUAAGUGAUAAAAAUUAUGAAAAUCAUGAUAAAUCAUCUAAUGAAAAUAAUAAUAUUUUUAAUAAAACUAAAAAUAUAUCGGACAUUAAUGAAAUACAAAUAGAUAUAAAUAAAAAAAAACUUGAAUUUAGAAAUAGGAAAAAGGAAUUAGACAAUAAUCGUGGAAAUUCUAUUCAUUUUAAUGAAAUAAAACAUGCAAAUGAACUAAGUGAAAAUGAAAAUAAUUUAAAAAUAAAUGAAUUAAAUGAAAAUGAAAAUAAAAAAGAAGCAAUGUCAUCAAACCCUCACUAUGAAUAUAUCGUAAGUGAAAUAUUAAAAUUUAUGAUUAAACUUAAGAAUGGUAAUUCAAGUAAUAUGAAAAAUGAUAUAAAUGAAAUUGAUACAAAUCUUCUUAAUAAUACUAUAAUAAAAUUUGUUAGAGAUUUAACACCAAAUGAAAUGAAUCAAUUAAUUUCAAAUAAGGAUUACAUUUUUUCCAAAAUAAUAAAUGAUAAAUAUGCAAAUGUAGAAAAAAGUAAUGUUGAUAAUUUAAAAAGUCGUGAUUGUAUUUAUUUAAAUGCCAAUAAUGAAUUACCACAAGCAUGUAACAACCUUAUAAUGAAUGCAUAUAAAAAUAAUACAAAUGAUGAUGAACAGCCACACUUUUAUAAUAAUACAAAUAUUUUACAUUUAAAUAAAAAUAAAUCAAAAGAUAAACAUUUUGAUGAAAAUUUUUUAUUUAAUUUAAAGAAACAAAUUGAAAAUGAUACUAACAAUACAAUAAGUAGUAAAAAUUUAAAUAUAACUAACAUGAUAAAAACAAACAUGAUAAAUAAUUUAAAUUAUACAAUGGAUAAUUCACAAAAUGUUAUAUUUUAUAAUAAUAAUAAUAAAAUUAAAUUAAAGGGGGAAAAAACAAAAAAAAGAGGUUCAGAUAGUUUGGACAGUGAUGAUCAUUUUAUAGAAGAUAGAAAGAUGAAGGAUGUUAAAAUAUGUAAAUCUAAAAUAAAUAAAAUUAAAAAUAAUAUUAUUAAUUCCAAUGAUGACAUUAAUUUGAUUAAUACAAAAAUUUGUGAAGAAAUUAAUAAUGGUAAUAAUAAUAACAAUAAUAUUCAUGAUAAUAAGAGCAUAUUUAAAUUAUCAAAUGAAAAUAUAGAUCUUUUAUAUAAUUAUUAUUUACAUGUUUGUAAAAAUAAUAUGAUGUAUUCUAAUUUAUAUAAAAACAAUAAUAAAUUAUUAGAUAAUUCAAAUACUAAUUAUGUAAAUAAUAUAAAUUCUCAAAGUAACAUAAAUAUACACAAUAAUAAUAUUAAUAAUAUGAGUAAUAAUAAUAUUAAAAGUAAUAAUCAUAUUAACAAUAACAUUAAUAGUAAUAAAAGUAUUAAAAAUCAAAUAGAUCCUAUUAAAAAUUGUAUUAAUAUUAACAAUAACAAUAAAAACAUUAAUAAUAAUAAUAUGAAUAUGAAUUGUAAUGAUAAUUACAAAAAUACAAGAAAUGUGACAGAUCAGGUAAAUAAAAUAUUCCACAAUUGCUUUUGUAAUUUAAAGAACCUUAAUGAUAAAACUAUAUGUAACAAAUUAUUGAACCAUGGAAACGAUAGCAAAAAUUAUGAAAAUUUUAUAAAUAAUUUAAAAAAUAAUCAUAAAGUUACCAAUUUGAAGAAAAAUGAAGAAGAAUUAAGUGAAAACAUAAAGUUAAAUGAUCGAUCUCAAUGCAGUAAAAAUAAUACAGAAAACAACAGUUUUAGUAAAGGUAGCAUUUUGCAGAAUUAUCAUUCAAACAACUUAUUAAAUAUUGUAAAAAAUAAAGAAGUAUGUGACAAUAAAAAAAUGACAAAUAAUAUGAAUAUUUUAGAAAGGAUAGAAACUUUUAAAAAGUUUGAAAAUGAAUUUAAAUCUUUUAUGAGUAGAUAUCAAAAUAAUGAGUUUCUAAAUAAUUAUCAGAAAAAUGUAACUCAAUUUGUAGAAGAUUUUAAAAAGAGAAGAACAUCCAAUUCUCACCAUGAUCUUCCAAAUAAUGCUAAUUUAAAUUUGAAAUAUAAUGAUGAACAUAUUUUAAAAGCUAUUUUAAUAAAUAUGAUAAAAGAAUUAUCUAAUUCAAAAAAUUACCUAAAUAAAGAUACAUCUGGUUCAAAAAAUAAUAAUAAUAAUAAUAAUAAUAAUCAUAAUAAUAAUAAUAAUCAUAAUAAUAAUAAUAAUAAUAAUAAUAAUAAUAAUAAUAAUAAUAAUCAUAGUAAUAAUAAUUUAUCUUUUAAUGAGUGUAAUAAAAAAAAAAAUUCAUUAAAUCUAGAUAAAAAUGCAUAUAAAAAUAUAAAUAGUAAUAUGAAUCAGCAAUUUCAUAAUAAUAUUAAUAACAAUGUUAACUAUAAUGUAAAUAUAGAUACAUUUAAGAAUAUAUAUAAAAAACUACUUAUAAAUAAUAAUUUAAAUAAUACGAAUAAUUGUUAUAAUAACUAUUGUCAUAGUAAUAUUAUUAAUUUUAAUAAUUGUAGCAAUAAUAAUUAUUAUUACAAUAAUAAAAUUUUAAAUCAAAAUGUAAAUAAUAUAGCGAAAGUUGAUGAGUAUAAUAAUAUGAAUAUUUAUAAUAAUAUGAAAUGCAAUACUAGUAAAAAUAUGGAUAUUAAUGCAAACACUCACAUUAAUAAACAAACAAAAAAUGUUAAUACAAGUACAUUUAAUAUAUUUGAUAAUAAAAAAUCCCUUAAUAAUAAUGAUAAUAAUAUUAAUAUUAAUAAUAAUAAUGAUAAUAUUAAUAUUGCUACCACUACGACUACUACUACAACUACUACUACUACAAAUAAUAAUAAUGAUAAUAAUAAUAAUAAUGAUAAUAUUGAUAAUAAUAAUAAUAAUAAUAAUAAUAAUAAUAAUAAUUCAUGUUUUUUCUUUAAUAAUAAUUAUAUUAAUUCAUCAAAAAACUUGAUUAAUGAUGAAAUUAUUUUAAAUAAGGAAAAUAAUUCAAGCAUUAAAAAAGAUGAUAUGAAUACAAAUAUUAGUAUGAUUAAUUUAUAUACCAAUAAUUAUCAAGAAAUUAACAAAAUGAAAGGUAUAGAAAAAGAAUUUUCUCAACAGCAUAUUAAAACUAAUUUAUAUGAUGAGAAGGUUUUAAAAAAUAAAAGCAAUAAUUAUAAAAAUGAUAACAUUUCAAAUAUAGAAAGUAAUACAAUCAUUGACUCCUUGUUUAAUAAUAAUGAUCGUAAUUUAAAUCCAUUAAAAUUAGAUGAUGAUAUGAGUAAUACAGAUAAAAUUAGAAGAAAAGAAAUUUUCGAAGAAUUUCAAAUAAAAAAUAAGGAAAAAUAUUCUUUUAUUUUUAAUUCCAAUAUAGAUGAUUCCUCUACUAUUUCUAAUUUCUCCAAUUGUACGCAAAGCUUGCAAAGUAUUAAUGAUUUAAAUAGUAAUCAAUGUGAUAAUUUUAAUAUACCAAAAAAAGAUGAUAUAAACAUUAAAUUAACAGAAAAUUUAUUACAAAAUAAUGAUAUUAAUAUUGAUAAAAAUUAUCAUUUAAACAAAAAAAAAAAAAAAUUUUUUAUUGACCUUAAAAGUAUGAAGCAGAGUAAUCUUAAAGAAUUGUUAUUGAAAAAAUUAUGUUACCAAAAUAUGAGUAAAAAUUACAAUUCAGAAAAAAAUUAUCUUGAAAACAGUAUGCACUUGAUAAAAAGCAAAAAUAAAGAAUGUGUAUAUAGAAGUGUAUAUAAUGAUAAAAAUUCCAAUAAAUGUUAUGAUAUAAAUGUAAAAACCAGUUUUUAUAAUAGCUAUUCAUCAUAUAGUUCUUUAAAUAUAAAUUUCUUUUGCCUUUUUGAUGAUAUGUAUGAAAAUUUUUUUAAGAAUGAUUUUGAAGACCGUGAAAAAAUGAUAAAAAUACUAAACCUUGAUAAGGACGUCUGCUAUAAUCAAUUGUUAACUUUUUAUAAAAAAAAAAUAUUCUUUGAAAGUAUAGACGAAAGAGAAAAAAAGAAUUUGUUGAAUUCAUAUAGUGGAACUAACUUAAAUAAGAACAAAAAUAUAAUAGAUGAUAAAAAUCUAUUAGUUUUAAAAGAUUUCCAUAUGAAUAAUAUUACAUUAGUAGAUAAAGAACAUUAUUAUAAUCAUAAUAAAGAUUUAUUAUAUAACAAUGAUAUAAUGCGUAAUAAAAUAUAUUAUAAUUUAAAAGAUGAAAAUGAUUUGAAUAGUUUUAAAUUUAAAGAAGAAGUAGAUUAUUUUAAAAAGCUAAUAAGUGAUAUGGAUAAUUUUAAACAAUUAUAUAAUAUCAAAACAAACAAUAAGAAUAGUUCUGAUAUUAAAAAUAAUAAAAGAAAUUUUAUGAAAACUUGUAAUAAAAAUAUAAAUAUUGAUGAAACAGUAAUAACUAAUUUAAAUGAUAUAAAUAAUGAAAAUAUUGAAGAAUGUGAUAAAUCUAUUAAAGAAAAAAAUGGAAAUUUUUCCGAUUUAGAAAUAGGAUCAUCAUUAAUUGAAUUAAAUAAUUCGCAAUUAAAAAAUAAUAUUCUUAAUGAUAAUAAUAUUAAAUUUAACGACAAAAAAGAAAUAAAUAUUGAAAAAGAUAAGAACAAUAAAGAAGAAGAAGUAAGUAAUGAAAAAGGAAAAAUUACUAAAAUUUCAGUAAAUAAUACAAAAGAAAAAUGUGAUAUAAAUGAAGGAAUUGAUGAAAAAAAAUAUAUGGAUAAUUUUAAAGAAAAUUUUAGUGAUAAUUCUUUUGAUAGUGAUAAUGCACAUGAAUUAUUGGAAACUGUUUUUGAAAAAUCUGAAGAUGAAGAAACAAAAAAUGAUAUUAUAAAUCAUAAAAACACUAUUGAAUUUGAGAUAAAUAUAAAAAACUUAGAAGAGGAAAGUAGUGUAAUGUUUAAAUUUAUAUCUCACAAAAUCAACUGUAUAAGAAAUAAUAUGUGGAAUCAAAAUAUUGAAGAGUUACAAAAUAAAGAAAUAAAUGAAUUAUUAAAAAACAAAGGAAAUGAAAAGAUUUCUGAUAUAAGUAAUGAGAAAAAAGAAGAUACUAACAAUCCGAAAAAUGACAUUUAUUAUUUUAAUAUAUACACUAAUGUAUGGGAAAACGUUGACUUAAAUGUUAGUCAUAAAUUAUUAGCAUCUUUGCAACUAAAAAAAAAAAUAAUAAAUAAAUAUUAUAAAAAUGAUUACGAAGAUAAAAAUUUUAUAACAUUUAGUGAAUGGAGUAUUUAUAAUUUAAUAAUAUCAAAAAUAUAUAAAAGUAUAGAUAUGAAAAAAUUUGAAGAUUAUCAAUUGAAAGUAUAUAAAAUGAACAAGUUUCAGUAUGAACUAAAAAAAAGAAGCACUUAUAAUUUUGGAAUUAAAGUAGUAGGAAAUUUAUAUUCUAAAAAAAGUUAUCAACAAAAGAAUAAAAUAAAAGAAUAUAAACUGAAUGAAAACAAUAAAAAUUCUAAAAAUUCGGAAGAGUAUUCUGAUAUCUAUGAAUAUGAUGAUGAUGAUAUAGAAGAAGAUGAGGAAUAUGACUAUGAAGAAGAUGAAGAAGAAGAGGAAGAAGAAGAAGAGGAAGAAGAAUGUUUUAGUACGGAAAAAGAUUCAAAACAUGAAAUUAUAAAUGAUACUGAUAGUGAAAAUAAUAAUGAUAAAAAUAAAAAUGAUAAUAAAGAAUAUCAUAUAUGGAAUCAUAUGGACAAAAAAGGUAUAAAAGAAGAGAAGGAUAGUAAAAUUAUAAUCGUUGAUAAUGAAAAAAGAGAAUUAAGCAAUCUUAAAAAUGCAUUAAAUUCAAAUGAAGAAAAGGAAAGUUUUGAAGAGAAAGGGAAUAAUGGUAACAAAAGCAUGCUACUAAGAAGAAAAAGAAGAAGUAGUAUGGUAAAUAUUAAUUAUAAUGAAAAUAUUUUAAAUAAAUUAAGUAGUAAAAGAAAUAAAAAAUUAAAAGAAAAUGAUAAAACAGAAAAAUCAAAUCAUAGUUCUUAUGAUAUAUCAUCUAAACAAAAAAAUAUUAAAAAUAAAAAGACUCAAAUGUUUAAAAAAAAAAUAAGAGGAAGAAGAAAUUUUAACACUAUGAAAAAUAAAAAAUCGAACUUUUAUUACUUAAUACAAUUACCAGAUUAUGCAAGUUAUAAGGAAUUAAUAAAAAGUAAAAGUGAAUGUUUACCAACAUAUAUAUUACAAUAUGAGCAUUUAAAGAAAAAUGAAUGUAUUUUUUUUAAUAUUCAGAAUCAUUAUAAUAGUUUUAUUAAUAAUGUUUAUCAUUUCGCUAUUAGUUAUGAGCAGUCAUUGAAACAUAAUGAAUAUCUUAAUAACACAUUAAAUAAUGUUAAAGCGAGAUUACAUAUUAAGAGAUUAUGUUUAAAAAAAAACAUUACAAUUAGAGACAACAUUUAUGAUAUAUGUAAUACUUAUUUUAACGAUUUAUAUACAUAUGAUUCUAAUCAUCAUACGUUUUUUUUUCAGAAUUCUAAGAAGAUUAAAAUGAAUGAAAUAGAAAAGAUGAUAAAUAAUCAAGAUUAUUAUAGUAACUAUGUGAAUGAUUAUUUAGAAAAUGAAACAUUAAAAAAGAAGAAAAAAAAAAACGUAGCAAAAUUAAAUAAUAUAAAUAAUAAUCAAAUUAAUGAAUUAAGUCAUAAUGUUAUAAUAAAAAAAGAACCAAAUUAUUAUAAUCAUAUAAAUUCUUAUAUAAAUAAUGAUUCUAAUAAAAAAGAAAUAGAAUAUAAAAAUUCUUUAGUUAAUGAGGAAUUUAAAGUAGGAAAAACUAAUAAUAUAGUAUACUCUUCUUCAGAUUUAGAUAACAAGGAUCUCUGUGAUAAUUUGAAUUACCUAAAUUAUUUUAAUGAUAAUAACAAUAAAACUAAAAAAGAUUUUUCGUUGAAUGAAAAAACACCUGAGGAGGAACAGGAGAUUGGGAAUAAUACAGUUGAAUUUGACGUUUUUAAAUAUGAAGACAAUAGCUUUUUUUCAAAUACUAAUACAAGAACUAAUAAUUUUGAAAAUAUUAAUGAUAGAAAUCAGUUUAAUAAUACAAGGGAAGAUUUUCUUAAUUAUUAUAAUAAAAAUACUAAUAAUCUAUCUUUCUAUAAACAAGAUAAAAGAAAAAAUAAGAAGUGUAAUAAUAAAAAUAAUGAAUUUUUUUUUAAUGGGAGUGUAAACCAUGAUGAUAUAAUACAGUAUAUUGAUAUACAAUAA